Molecule: messenger RNA, 7378 nt
Organism: Mercenaria mercenaria
Lineage: Eukaryota; Metazoa; Mollusca; Bivalvia; Venerida; Veneridae
Product: 3-ketodihydrosphingosine reductase-like
Exons: 6
Coding region: 1-648 (215 amino acids)
Biological process (GO): sphingolipid biosynthetic process
Cellular component (GO): endoplasmic reticulum membrane
Molecular function (GO): 3-dehydrosphinganine reductase activity
Source: RefSeq, a predicted model, not a curated record
AUGCGGUGGUUCCAACGCCUCGACGGUGGAGAAUUCGUCGCAGAAGCGAUGGAUAAAUAUGGCCGGGUGAACAAACUGAUGGAAGCAAAUUAUUACAGUGCAGUUUAUGCAACCAAGGCAGCUAUUGGCUCUAUGGUGCAACAGCAAGGUGGUAGAGUUGUGUUUUUGUCAUCUCAGGCAGGACAGAUAGGACUGUUUGGAUUCUCUGCAUAUUCAGCCUCUAAAUUUGCUCUGAGGGGAAUGGCUGAAGCUUUACAGAUGGAAAUGACACCUCACAAUGUGAGAGUAACAGUAGCAUUUCCUCCAGAUACAGAUACUCCUGGUUUUCAGCAAGAAUUGCAGGGGAAGCCAAAAGAGACAAUAUUGAUAUCUGAGACUGCUGGAUUGCUGAAACCACAACAUGUUGCACAAACAAUACUCAAAGAUUCACUGAAAGGUGAAUUCAUUAGUUACCAGGGUUUAGAUGGCUGGAUGUUGGCAAAUAUCAGUGUUGGUAUGUCACCUGCAACAUCCUUGUACACAGUCAUGGAACAGUUUCUGUUGAUGGGACUUCUGCGUGUUAUAGGCCUGUUCUAUCUAGCAAGUUUUGACAGCAUAGUGCUCAAAUGUAAGAAAGAAAGAGAGGAAGACAAACAGAAGAAAUCCUAGUGUACACACUCAGUCUCUAUUGAAUGUUUUAACUCACACUGGUGUUUUUAUCUCAAUGACCGAAAUUUAGCUCUGAUGUAUCCAUGCUCCAUGAUUUAACUUACACAUUGGAGUUUUAAGACUUUUGUGAACGCUCAAAGUCUGUCAUGUGUCCUUCAACAUUUUCUAAAAAAGUCUUCUUCUUGAAAACCACUGGGCAGAAUUGCACCAAACUUUACAGGAAUGAUCCUUGGGUGGCCCCCUUUCAAAAUUGUUCAAAGAACUGAAUUCCAUGCGGAACUCUGGUUGCCAUGGCAAACGAAAGGAAAAACUUCAAAAAUCUUCUUGUCCAAAACCACAGUUCAUAGGGCUUUUAUAUUUGGUAUGUAGCAUUAUCUAGUGGUCCUCUACCAAGAUUGUUCAAAUUAUUUCCCUAGGGUCAAAUAUGGCCCCGCCCUGGGGGGGUCACAUGCUUUACAUAGACAUAUAGGGAAAACUUUAAAAAUCUUCUUGUCCAAAACCACAGGUCCUAGGGCUUUGGUAUUUGGUGUGUAGCAUCAUCUAGUGGUUCUCUACCAAGAUUGUUCAAAUUAUCCCCAAUUAUCCCCCUAGUGUCAAAUAUGGUCCUGCCCUAGGGGUCACAUGGUUUACAUAGACUUAUAUAGGGAAAAACUUUGAAAAUCUUCCUGUCAAAAACCACAGGGCCUAGGGCUUUGAUAUUUAGUAUGUAACAUCAUCUAAUGCUCCUCUACCAAGGUUGUUCAAAUUAUGCCCCUGGGUGUCCCAAGUUUUUACACAGACUUGUAUAGGAAAAAACAGGGCUCACACUGGCCUCCGAAAAAUAAUAGCCAACUUUUGAACCUAUAAAAAAAAAAUAGCCAAAACUGACGUGCAGUUUUGCCUGAAAUGUUUAUAAUUAAAAAGAAAAUAUAUUAACUUGUAUGUUUUCUUGAUUGGCUUUGAAAAGUUGUAAGCCCCAACAGGGGUGUGGGAAUUGGGGAUUCAGGGAAAUUACCUCAUAAUAUUGGGGGUGGGCUCCCCUAUUAAUGUUUUCUAAGAUAAGACCUUAAAAUGCUACAUUCUUAUGGAUUCUGAAGGCAUUUACUGGACACAUAUUUAGCUCGUGUAAGGCUGCUGAAAUGAUUGAUACUGCCUGACAUUGUUUAAUGGGCACUGGCUCAAGCGCCAUUCAUGCACACACAGUAUGGGCACAGUUGCACACAAGGGAAAAUUUUGAGUAUCAAUCAUGUUUAUACAUUUUCUUUUUAUAUAUCAAAGAUGUUUUCAUGAUUUUUUGACCACAACUGCACUUAUAUUGCCAAAAAAAUACUAAACAAUCGGGUCGCGAAAAUACAUGAUAUUUGGCACACUAUUGAAUUACAGCUUUUUGUCAACAAGGUUUUGGUGCUUUUUUCAAUAAAUACUAACUUUUCAUGUGUUUUAGAACGUUUUUACUUACGCUAUUGACAGUAUGCAGGCAGAUCUGUUUGUUGGUUUUUAGCUCACCUGAGCACAAAGUGCUCAGGGUGAGCUAUUGUGAUCGCUCACUGUCUGGCGUCCGUCCGUCUGUCCACACUUUCCUUUAAACAACAUCUCCUCCUAAACCGCUAAGCAAAUUUCAUCCAAACUUCACAGGAAUGUUCCUUGGGUGAAGCUCUACAAAAUUUGUUCAAAGAAUUGAAUUCCAUACAGAACUCUAGUUGCCAUGGCAACCGAAAGGAAAAACUUUAAACAUCUUCUUCUCAAAAACCAGAAGCCCUAGAGCUUAGAUAUUUGGUGUGAAGCAUUGCCUAAUGGACCUCUACCAAGUUUGUUCAAAUCAUGACCCCGGGGUCAAAAUUGACCCCGCCCCAGGGGUCACUUGAUUUUACAUAGGAAAAUCUUAAAAAAUCUUCUUCUCAAAAACCAGAAGGCCUAGGUCUUAGAUAUUUGACAUGUAGCAUUGCCUAGAAGACUUCUACAAAAUUUGUUCAAAUCAUGACCCCUGGGGUCAAAUUGACCCCGCCCCAUUGGGUUACUUGAUUGUAUAUAGAAAAAUCUUUGAAAUUUUCUAAUAAUAAACCAGAAAGCCUAGAGCUUAGAUAUUUGACAUGUAGCAUUGCCUAGUGGACCUCUACAAAAUUUGUUCAAAUCUUGACCCCCUGGGUCAAAAUUGACCCCACCCCAGGGGUCACUUGAUUUUAUAUAGGAAAAUCUUCAAAAAAUUUCUAAAAAUAAACCAGAAGGCCUAGAGCUUAUGUAUUUGACAUGUAGCAUUGCCUAGCGGACCUCUACAAAAUAUGUUCAAAUCUUGACCCCACAGGGUCAAAUUUACCCAGCCCCAGGGGUUACUUGAUUGUACAUAGGGAAAUCUUCAUAAAUUUGCUAAAAAUAAACCAGAAGGCUUAGAUCUUAGAUAUUUGAUAUGUAACAUUGCCUAGUAGACUUCUACAAACUUUAUUCAAAUCAUGACCCCCGGGGUAAAAUUGACCCCGCCCCAGGGGUUACUUGAUUGAUCAUCGGAAAAUUUUCAAAAAAAAUUCUAAAAAUCAUCAGUUUGACAUUUGAAACAUGUGGCUCAUAUUACUCAGGUGAGCGAUCCAGGGUCAUCAUGACCCUCUUGUUUAAGCUUGCCCGUAUCGGCCAUGUUACUAAAAAUAGAAACAAGACUGGGUUUCCCGAAUAUUUCAACAUGUACAUUCGCGUUCUUUUCAAAUUCUGGAAAAUUGAAAAACUUUGAGAUUUUCUCACUUCAAAUAAAAAAUUGCCAGUACAAAUUGGUUUAAGUGUCGUCUCCUGACUAUUAUUUAUGCAGAUAUUAAAUAAAAUAAUCGCCAGUUCAUGUCGCCGAAAUGAAAAAAUAUUCGCCAUUUAAAUAAAAUAAUUGCAAAUGGCGAUAAUGGCGACCACAAGACCUAGGCCUUUGAUAUUUGGUAUGUAGCAUUGCCUGGUGGUCCUCUACCAAGAUUGUUAAAAUUAUUACCCUGGGGUAAAAGGAGGCCCCGCCCCGGGGGUCCCAACUUUUUUCAUAGACUUGCCCUACUGACCUACUUUUUUGUUUUUAGCUCACCUGAGCACGAAGUGCUCAAAGGUGAGCUUUAGUGAUCACCCUGUGUCCGGCGUCCGUCGUCGUCCGUCGUCCGUCCGUCCGUCCGUCGUCAACAAUUUGACUGUUAACACUCUAGAGGUCACAUUUUUGGCCCAAUCUUAAUGAAACUUGGUCAGAAUGUUACCCUCCAUAAAAUCUUGGACGAGUUCGAUAUUGGGUCAUCUGGGUUCAAAAACUAGGUCACCAGGUCAAAUCAAAGGAAAAGCUUGUUAACACUCUAGAGGUCACAAUUUUGACCCAAUCUUAAUGAAACUUGGCCAGAAUGUUACCCUCCAUAAAGUCUUGGACGAGUUCGAUAUUCGGUCAUCUGGGGUCAAAAACUAGGUCACCAGGUCAAAUCAAAGGAAAAGCUUGUUAACACUCUAGAGGUCACAUUUUUGGCCCAUUCUUAAUGAAACUUGGUCAGAAUGUUACCCUCCAUAAAAUCUUGGAUGAGUUCGAUACUGGGUCAUCUGGGGUCAAAAACUAGGUCACCAGGUCAAAUCAAAGGAAAAGCUUGUUAACACUGUAGAGGCCGCAUUUAUGACUAUAUCUUCAUGAAACUUGGUCAGAAUGUUAAUAUUGAUGAUCUUAAGGUCCAGUUUGAAUCUGGGUCAUGUAGGAUUAAAAACUAGGUCACCUGGUCAAAUCAAAGGAAAAGCUAGUUAACACUGUAGAGGCCACAUUUAUGACCAUAUCUUAAAGAAACUUGGUCAGAAUGUUUAUCUUGAUGCUCUUUAGGUCAAAUUUAAACCUGGGUCAGCUUCGGUCAAAAACUAGGUCACUAGGUUAAAUCAAAGGAAAAGCUUGUUAACACUGUAGAGGCCACAUUUAUGACUAUAUCUUCAUGAAACUUAGUCAGAAUAUUAAACUUGAUGAUCUUUAGGUCAGGUUUGAAUCUGGGUCAUGUUGAGUUAAGAAUUAGGUCAUGGGGGCAAAUCAAAGGAAAAGCUUGUUAACACUCUAGAGGCCACAUUUAUGACUGUAACUUCAUGAAACUUAGAAUGUUAAACUUGAUGAUCUUUAGGUCAAGUUCAAAUCUGGGUCAUGUUGGGUCAAAAACUAGGUCACGGGGUCAAAUCAAAAGAAAAGCUAGUUAACACUGUAGAGGCCACAUUUAUGAACAUAUCUUGAUGAAACUUGGUCAGAAUGUUAAUCUUGAUGAUCUUUAGGUCAAUAGGUCAGGUGAGCGAUACAGGGCCUUCAUGGCCCUCUUGUUUAAGGUACAGCCUUGAAAUUGAAAUUUGGAUGACAAAUACAGUUUUGCACACCGAUCUUGAAACUGACUUUCAGUGACCAUGAAUGUGACCUGCUGACCUACUUUCUUAAUAUUUUAGCAUCAGUUUGACAUUUGAAACAUGUAGCUCAUAUUACACAGGUGAGCGAUCCAGGGUCAACAUGACUUUCCAGUUUUUGUCAGCAACAACUUGAAUUUAGCGAAACUUAUAAUUAUAGGAUAUGUUUCACUAUCUAGAAGAGAUGUGCAUAUUGUAUUUCUGUUCCAGUAUUCAGCAUAGCAUACUAUAGUCCCAUUUCUUGUCUGGAGUAUUCGUCAGUGGGGAGGGAGGUGGGUGUGUGUGGCAGUGUCCAGGUAAGGGUACGAAACUUCACAUGUUGCUGAUGGAUAAAUAUUGAUGGAAAAUAAAACAUAAAAAAAAAAAUCUGGAAGGGGGUGGGGGUGCAUGAUUGGGGAAGUGGAGCAAAGUGGGGGACUGGUACAAUUUUGCAUGUUGAUAAUAAUUCAUGGAAGGUUUAAGGUUUAAAAAAAAAAACUGGGGAAAAAAACAAAACUUUUUGGGGUGUGGAGGGGGUGUGACCAUGGCAGUUGGGAUGACUGGGUGUGGGUACACAACUGAAGUUAAUAAAUCUUCAUGGAAAAAAAUGAAAGAAGUUCUACCAUUUGGUUUGUUAUGUACAAAUAUGUGGAUUUUUAAACAAUUAAAAGAGUAAUAAGCCCAAUAACUCAAAAGUUACUAAGAGAUCCUGACGAAAAUGUUUGUGUAUUACCACAUAAUGGUGAUCUUAAUUCAAUUUAAAGACCCACAACAACCUAGUGAUCUACUUUUUCCUCUCGCAUGAACUUCAUGAAAAUCAUUCUGAUAGUACAGGUAUAAUACAGCUACAAGAUGACAGGUGGACAAUUUGGGCCAUACCUGAAUUAAUGUAUUUUCACAACUUCAUCUGCCAAUUCAUUCAGUCAAUCUCUUCCAAGUAUACAUAGUUUUAAAAACAUAGAUAAAUAACUAUAUUAUCAUGUAGAAACAAAACAUGGUCUAAACUCUAACUUGAUACAUGAAAUACUGUGCAUAUUACUACAUUCAUUCAAAAAAAAUGUGUAGACAUUGAGCACAUUGUCUUGGCCUAAUAUAUGUCACUGUGAAUUUGUUAACAGAUACUUAUUGAGAUAUGUAAGAAUGAUGGUGGUAAUAUUUGUACAAAAGUACACGAAAAUCAAACUAAUAGCCACCAGUAUGUGGAAUUUUCUUCUCAUCCUACCCUGAAAUCACGAAAAUAAGCCGGUCUCGAAAAUAAGCCACCAUUUCACUACAGGCAAAAAAGGCUCAUAAAUGAGCUGUGCUCAAAAAAUAAGCCGUCCACUUUUUGUAUCAGAAAUUGUAUCAAUGACCUUGUUAGGACACCAUAUAAACAUGUAAUAGCAAUAAAACACACUUGGAAUAUAAACCACUUAAAAUAACGCAACUUGUGUUGAUUUUUAAAACCCCAGACAAAUUAAAACUUUAGAAGCAAUAAAAUUCCUGUUAGUCUCAAACACUUCUUGUCAUGUCAGUUCUACUAAUUAGCAAAACCCGUUUAAAUUGAUAACACAAUGCGGUGUUUUUCAUGUAUUGUGUAAGUUAUUCAUACCCUCAUAAGUGUAUUUGUUUGUUAGGCAAGACAAAACUUUUUAAUGGAUAAUUAUCUGUUAGCAUCGAAUUAUUUUCAUUAAGAAAUUGUUACAAAACAGGUAUGUUUGUUCGGGAAAGGGUGGUGUUCGUGUCCGAUUUCAGAAUAAUUUGACACAAAUGAUAAGCAUGGAUAGACGAUGUGUCAUGCGCAAAAUCAUUUCACUAGCUCAAAGGUCAAGGUCACAGUCCUUGGUUGAACUUAGCCAAUUUUCACUAAAUAUACAGAAUACUAAGUUUCUGGUUUUCCUACAAUAUUUUUGUUGUUGUAAAUAAAUAGAGCCAAGGAUCCUUCUUUUAGUUUGUGAGCAGUACCAUGCCUGUGACCCUUGUCAUGUUGCGGGGGCAUCCGUGUCUGUGACACAUUUCUAGUUUUAAUAUAAUUUUUUUUUACACUUUUUCUGUAUAGUCAGUCCUAUCCCAAACAUGGUGUUUAUUGACAGUGUUAAUUCGGCCUUUUUUUGCUAUACUUUUGAUAUAUGAAAUACAGUAAUAGGCAUUAAAAAUGUUCAGUUUUUUCCAGACUUUUAAUAUCCUGUUUGCUAUCUGCAUUUCUCUGGAAAUAAUGAAUCUUCAUAGAUCCUUAACACUGUGCAUUUUCUGUAUUAUAUGUAUAAUGUUUUUGAAUGUUAAAUUACGCCAUGCUAUUGCAUACAUUUUGAAGCCAUUGUUAUGACGUCGUGCUCUGCAUGACGUCAUCAGCGUUAUUCAUUGUAAACAUUAUACUCCAGAUGAAGGCAUUGAAAGCCAAAAAUAGUUUGGAAUAAAUCUAAUAACAGUU